Molecule: messenger RNA, 864 nt
Organism: Penicillium maclennaniae
Lineage: Eukaryota; Fungi; Ascomycota; Eurotiomycetes; Eurotiales; Aspergillaceae
Gene: horA
Product: ubiquinone biosynthesis protein COQ11
Exons: 4
Coding region: 1-864 (287 amino acids)
Cellular component (GO): mitochondrion
Molecular function (GO): protein-containing complex binding
Source: RefSeq, a predicted model, not a curated record
AUGGCUGCCAAAAGACUUGUCGUGGCCGGAGGCAGUGGCUUCCUAGGUUCCCGAAUUUGCAAAUCUGCUGCCGCGAGAGGAUGGACGGUGACCUCGUUGAGUCGCUCCGGCGAGCCACGAUGGGAAACCGUCACAGAUUCCUCUGAACGUCCCAGCUGGGCUGGCUCAAUCGAUUGGGCUAAAGCCGACAUGCUGAAGCCGGAAACCUACAAGCCGUUCCUCAAUGGUGCCUCUGCCGUUGUGCAUUCCAUGGGAAUUCUGCUCGAGGCCGAUUACAAGGGUGUUGUGCAAGGGCGUGAGCCAAUUCUUAGUGGCCUACGACGGGCGUUCAGCUCGUCAAAGCUGGGAAGCCAGGACUUGCUCUCAAGAAAGGAGGGCGAAGCUCUGGAGCCAAAGGAGCGGGAUGGUCAGUUGACUUAUGAACUCAUGAACAGAGAUACAGCUAUCGCGCUGGCCCAAGAAUCCUCGAACGAGCAUGUCCCAGCCUUUGUGUACAUAUCCGCUGCCGCGGGUGCACCGGUGCUUCCAGCCCGAUACAUUAAUACAAAGAGAGAAGCCGAAGCUACCAUCACAUCCACUCUCCCCGACCUCCGAAGCAUUUUCAUUCGUCCGGGCUUUUUGUAUGAUUCCAGUAGGAAGUUCACCCUGCCGAUCGCCCUAGGUGGCUUUGUCGCCUCUGAACUUAACACUUUCAUGGGAAGUAGGCUUGGUUUCCUCGGAGCAAUGGCGGAGAAGCCGCUCAAGGCUGAUGUCGUAGCCGAAGCCGUGGUCGAGGCAUUGGAGGAGGAAACAACAAAGGGCGUUGUCGGAACAAAGCAGAUUGAGGCGCUGGCAACGAAGGCUUGGAGAAAAGGCAUGCUGUAA